UAUAAGUGACGCACACCGGAAAAGCCGUCUUCGUAAACAUGGUGCUCAUCUGACGAUGUUUUGACUCUAAAAUCACAGCGAUCGGACACGCUAGUCUGUAGAAAAUGCCGAAGGUCGUGUCCAGGAGCGUGGUGUGCUCGGACACCCGCGACCGAGAGGAGUACGACGACGGGGAGAAGCCGCUGCACGUGUACUACUGCCUGUGCGGCCAGAUGGUGCUGGUGCUGGACUGCCAGGUGGAGAAGCUGCCCAUGCGGCCCCGGGACCGGGCCCGGGUCAUCGACGGGGCCAAGCACGCACACAAGUUCUGCAACGUGGCGGACGACGACAACGCGUACCUGAAGAGGCCGGAGGGCAUCGAGCGGCAGUACCGCAGGAAGUGCGGCAAGUGCGGGCUGCUGCUGUUCUACCAGCACCAGGACAAGAGCAGCCCCGCCACCUUCAUCGUGGACGGAGCCGUCGUCAAGUUCGGCCAGGGCUUCGGCAACACCAGCGUCUACAGCCAGAAGCAGCCCGAGGUGCCCAAGAAGGUGCGGGUCAUGAUGACCAAGAGGACCAAGGACAUGGGCAAGUUCAGCUCCGUGACCGUGUCCACCAUCGACGAGGAGGAGGAGGAGAUCGAGGCGCGGGAGGUGGCCGACUCGUACGCGCAGAACGCCAAGGUGAUCGAGAAGCAGCUGGAGAGGAAGGGCAUGAGCAAGAGGAGGCUGCAGGAGCUGGCCGAGCUGGAGGCCAAGAAGGCCAAGAUGAAGGGCACACUCAUCGAUAACCAGUUCAAGUAGAGGCUGGGGAUGCUGGAGAUCAUCCUCUCCAUCUGGCUGGAGGAGACACGGGACUAAUGCAACAUUACUGACUCUUCGGUUCAUCAGUAAUGUUGUUUUGUACAACAUGCGUAAAACAAAUACGUGUUUGUUAUAUUUUAAUAAAAGUCUGUUUUUGUUUAGCCUUUAAGACUUGAUUUUUCUUUUUUCACUUGUUAAGAGAUAUGUUGGUGUUUGUUUUUUGCUUUUGUUUAAAUGUUUUAACAUGGUUAGGAUUUUGUGAAUGAAUGAUUAACAAAACAAGGCCUGAAAUAAUUCCUAAAUUUAGUCAAAUUGUUUAUUAACCCUCAUGCCCUCCUCAAUUCUUUCAUCCCAAAAUCUGAUAUAGAUCUCAUCUUCCAUUUGGCUGGAAGAGACAAUGGACAAAAAUGUACUGACUUUUCAGUUCAUCUGUAAUGUUUUGUACAAAACGUUAACCCAAAUAAGUGUUUGUUAUAUUUUAAUAAAACUGAUCUUGUCAAA
Cololabis saira (Pacific saury) is the source of this 1283-nucleotide messenger RNA. RefSeq names its product STING1 ER exit protein 1 (gene steep1). The record is from RefSeq and is a predicted model, not a curated record. Bases 105 to 782 code for a protein of 225 amino acids. The transcript has 2 exons. Lineage: Eukaryota; Metazoa; Chordata; Actinopteri; Beloniformes; Belonidae.